Fopius arisanus is the source of this 2685-nucleotide messenger RNA. It is a transcript of the gene Nprl3, whose product is annotated as GATOR complex protein Nprl3. NCBI's taxonomy places the organism in Eukaryota, Metazoa, Arthropoda, Insecta, Hymenoptera, Braconidae. The transcript is spliced from 6 exons. The coding region runs from base 941 to 2578 and encodes 545 amino acids. The record is from RefSeq and is a predicted model, not a curated record. Gene Ontology annotation, cellular component: GATOR1 complex. Gene Ontology annotation, biological process: negative regulation of TORC1 signaling; cellular response to amino acid starvation; positive regulation of autophagy.
AGACUCUUCAUGAAUUAAUUCUAUGAGUUUUAUUAUUUAUUAUUAUUAUUUUAUGAGUUACUUAUAGAUAGAAAUAACUAUUUAUAACAGUGGCUGUAAUUAAAUGUACGAGUUGACGAGAAAAGUAGUUAUUUUCAAUUAUCAAGUUGCUUCUUUCAAUUGAUUUUCAUGUCUUUUCGAUAUUUCCCGGCGAUAUUUUCAUAUUUAUCCUUCUGCUUCCCCAAUUUUUUUUAUUCCCGUAAUAAAUUUUAAUCCCAGAGGUUUUGUGCCAACCCGUAUACUACCUACUCCUUGAAUUUCCCACGUGAUAGUGAAUAUUUUCGCCUGCAAUCAAUAGUUGAUACAAUUGAUAUCCAACUCAUUCCAUCGAUCCAGUAUUUUUUAUCGCUGUUCAAAUAUUCAAACCAGUAAUGUCCCCAAAUAAAUGAAAUUACUGGAAAAUUUAAUGCUUGUCUCAGUAGUUUGUAUUAUAUUAUAGUCAACUCUUGCAUUUCUAUUGGUCGAAAUUCCGAUGAAAAAAUAAUUAUCACUGAUUAAGGGGCGACAGUUGAAUAUAAGAGUGAGGACGAAUUAUUUAAAAUAUCAGUUUGACAGCCUCGAAGCUGAGGGAAAGACAAGUGAGAAUAAAUAAUAAAUGAAAGAACAGAAUGGUAAAUGGAAGCAGAGAUGGAAGAAUGGAGUUGAUUAUUUUUAAUGGGAAGUGGGACUGAGGGAUUGUGAUAUGAUUGGAUGGUGAAUUUUACUGGGUGAGGGCUGUCAUGUGAGAUUGCACUGUGUUAAUUGAUGGGUUGGGAAAAUGCUGUUGGUGGUUUUUAUGGAAUUCUCUAGUGGUGGAGGGAAGAGUUUGUCAUUGAUGCAGGUUGAUGGGGUUGGAGAUAGCGGGGAAGAGUCUGAGUGAGUAGAGCUGGAGACACUUGGAAAUUGCUCGUCACUUGGGAAUAUGGAGAUCAAUCCCCUCAGCAUUAUUCUCGUCAAGAGUGAUAGCAAGGGGGAUCGCAUGCUCUUCAGAUAUCCUCAUGCCACUAAUCAUGAGAAGGAUUCCAGUCAUUUCGCCAAGAGGAAGAAUCCAUACUCACUUAUCAUAGCUGAGGAUCUCUUACAGUCCCUGCCUUGUCCAACAUCGAAUAUAACGAACGGCAAUUUGACUGGACUACCUGAUGAAGUACUAUCAACCCUAUUUGCUGUUAAGCCGGAGCUCUGUGAAAUGAAAUUCGAAUUAAAAGUAAAUAAUGUAAGAUUCGUGGGUCAUCCAACCCUAUUAUCAUCCAGAGGACUGAAAGAAACCAACUCUUCAAUGUUAUUCAAUGUUGUAUUUGCACUUCAAGCCCAGGCCGAUCAUUCUGUCGUCAAGUGCUAUUACGAUCUGAGUAAGAGGUUGGGAAUUGCCUUGAGGCACGAGGAAAAGAGAUGUGGAUUUUUAUCGAGUGAAAUUAAAGUUAUGGUUUUGACGCACGAUGAAAUAGCCACGAGAUGUGAAGAGGAAAACGCAUGCAGCGAAAAUCCAUACGAACAGAUCCUCAAGAAGAGUUCACUUGCAAGAGAUUUGAAAUCAGCCUUCAACAGUCUGUGCACGUCAGGUUUCGUGGACCUCAUGAUAAACAAGUGGAUCCAAGUGAGUUUCUGUCUGCCUCAGAAAGUUCACCAGUUUCACAAGAAAGGUUUCAUCAUGAACCCUGAAACGAUAGACAGGUGUUUGGAUAGUUUGAGGCCAUAUCAUGGGAUUCUCCUGCUCAUAGAGCCCCUGGAUCUUCUGGAGUCACUACCUGCGGAUGCGUCUCCUGCUCUUAGGCGAUUAAUCCAGAUGUAUAAUCCCCUGAAGAGUCUGCAAACACUGGCUGCAGAUUCGGAUUUGUCGUUGGCCCAGGUUUUCCAGUUGACUGGACACCUCGUUUACUGGGCAAAGGCCACAAUUAUUUAUCCUCUGUGUGAGAGCAAUGUGUAUGUCGUUUGUCCAGACGCCUUGAUUUCCAAUCAGCUGAUGGAGGCUUUCUCCGAUCAAUUCCCAGGAUUGUCACUGCUCCAGAUCAUUAGUGAGUUUUCCCUUCCAACUUCGAUUAGUCAAAAACUCAAUCCACUGAAUCAACCUCAACAACAGCAGCAGCUUGUGAAAAUAAUAAUCUGGUUGUUGAGACAUCAUCUGUUAUUGCAGCUGCACACUUACGUGCAGUACAUGCCAACGGAUCAAGGCAGAAAUACACUGGAAACCCUGAGCCAGGAAGGGUCGAGCCCGACAGGAGCAACAGAAAACGACAGCAGCUGGAGUUUGAGCAAUACUCCAAAAUCGACCCCAAACGAAAUGAAAGCCGAGAGAUCAAUGGCUUUGCCGAAGGAGGAUGGCCUCUUCGAGUACAGAUCUGACAAUUUUCCGAUUCCUCCUGACGACAUAAUGCUGCUAGACCGUCUCUGUAGAUUUGGUUACUUCGACGGUGGCCAUCACCUCGAGGAAAUCAUGUACUUUGAGAAUAUACGAAGAUCCCAGUUGCUGCAGAUUCUCGAUAAAUUUCGAGACAUUUUAAUCACCUCCGAGCACGAAGAUCCAGCAAUAGCAUUAUUCUACUCUCAGCAUGGAUCCCCAUAGCCCAAUACUUGAAAAAUGAAUAUCAAUUGAAAAUAUAAAUGUUGAUGUGUAAAAAUAUAAGCAAUUUCUUAUUCUUUGUAAAUAAAAAGAAAUUUUUAUUUCACUCA